This is a messenger RNA of Rhagoletis zephyria (snowberry fruit fly), 7050 nucleotides long. RefSeq names its product rapamycin-insensitive companion of Tor (gene rictor). Gene Ontology annotation, cellular component: TORC2 complex. Gene Ontology annotation, molecular function: protein serine/threonine kinase activator activity. The record is from RefSeq and is a predicted model, not a curated record. Gene Ontology annotation, biological process: TORC2 signaling; positive regulation of phosphatidylinositol 3-kinase/protein kinase B signal transduction. Lineage: Eukaryota; Metazoa; Arthropoda; Insecta; Diptera; Tephritidae.
AUCCACAAGAUCCCGACGAUGAUUAUCGGCUGGAUCCAAAGAAAUCCAAUGCAGAGAAUGCCUAUGAUAUCUAUACGGCGCUAUGUUGCCGUGACACACGCGACACGAAGCGCCUCGUUUUGCUUAAUAGGUUGGCCACACUUUGCCAGCAGCAGCAGCAGCACCACCAAUCGGAGCAGCAGACUGCGAAAAGCAAUUUAGGGUUUAACACGGAAGAGUUGCUUUAUGGACUGAGCGCCUCACUAAUUCACACAUUUACGCAAGUGCGCGCUGCCGCUUUGCGCGCCAUUCGUUAUGCGCUGGUGACACCGCGCGAUGUUAAAAUCUUUAAUUCGAUGCAACUGCAACAUCUGAUAUGCCGCUCUAUCGAUGUGCUACUGAAAAAUGACGAUGAACGUGUGCAAGCAUUAAAAUUGAUUCGCAAAAUGCUUGCCAUUUCUCCGGCUGAUAUCAAUCCGGUGCUGGUGCGUUGUUUGGUGUCACUCGCCGAUAGCGGCAUCGAAGAUGGUGAUAAUAUGUUGCGCGCCUGUUUGGCAACUCUAUGCGAAUUUGCGGUGCUGAAUCCUACUUUACUGAUCGUUUGCGGCGGCGUCACAGCUAUCACGCGCAAUGUUCUGGAAUGCCACAAUCCACGUAUUGCCGAGAGUUUGUGUGGCGUUCUACUCUACUUGCUGGAAUGGCCACAGACGCGCAAUAUAUCGGGUGUGCGUCUGGAUUGCCUCGCGGCUCCAUAUUGCGAUUUUACAUACCGUUUGGGUAUCAUGGAUAAAAAUAAAGAUGCCCGCGAGCUGCGUUAUACCAGUUGCCGGCUAGCGCUGUUGUCGGUACUGCGUAGCUGGACAGGUACUAUUGAGUUCUGUAAUCCCAGCAAGCCGUCAGGUUUGAAAGCAAUAGUGGAUACGUUGUAUCUGAAUCAAACAGAAGUUAGAAAAGCAAUAAUGGACUUGCUUUAUGAGCUUUUAAAUGUUCCACAACUACCCUGGACGGAUGAUUAUACGAUAGCGCUGCAAACUGUCGAUCCAUCCAAUUUUCAGGAUGCAUGGUUGCUUGAAAAUGGAUUUGUUGCCAUGGAGGGCCGUUUUAUACUUCCAAGUUUAGCAUCACGUGCGCCAAAUGUUUGCGAACAACAUUUGUCUUUAUUGCUAUACUGUUUUCUAGAGACUGGACUGUUAAAUGCCCUCGUCGAGGUGAUUAGGUCGAGCGAUACACAUCUGUCAGUGCGAGCAACUGUUUUAAUUGGUAAAAUUUUGCAUUUAAUGCAUACACAUUUGCCGGCUGAUAUUUGUAGUACCAGCCCGGCAUUACCUACACUAAUUUCACAUGCAACUCAGGGUAAUCAAAAUGCAACCGCCGCAAUAUCAGCUUUACAAAAUUACCAAAAAAUGCUACGUAAUCGUCCUGCUUCAUGUAGUUUAUUUUUGGAUAGUAUUAUACAAGGGGGCUCGUUAAUACAGACCCGACUGUUUCGCCGUGAAAUCAACGCGCAAGAUCAUGCGCGUUCGUUCAGUGGCAAUGCAUUACAAUCAUCUGCACUGCCCGGUCAACUUACCAGCGGUGGUACACUGGGCAUCGCUGCUGGCGGUGGUCUCUUCACAGUCGAUCGACAGCGCCUGGACUCGGUGUCUUCGAGUGAUGAGUCGAACACGCAGCCAUCUUCAUCGCGACGUUCAAGCUUUCGGUUUAAGCGAAAACUGUUACCUUUCUUUGAAAACCAGCGGGUGGCAAAAUUAAUACGCGACUCGAAUGUAUUGGCCUCGCCUGAUGGCAAUGGUUGGGAUUGGGAAAUUGUGAUCACUAUAUUGCGCUCAAAUUUAAUGCGUCGCGUUGAUGACACGGUCAAUAAUUUUUUGAAAUCUCUUUUGGACUAUUACAAACCGAGCAAAAACCGUUUUUCACAUCAGCAUUUGGUACAUGGAAGAUCAAUACCAGCAUUCGUGGUGGCGGGACUGGAUUUCAUUGAUUGGCUUUUGGCCAGCCCGAUGAUGGAAAGCAUACGCAUACUCACAGACUAUUUUUCGGACAUUAGCAAACAACUACUAGCGGUGAGCACAUCUAAUCGUGUGCACGAUUGCCUAUUUAGUCCACAACACAUGAAGGAUACAAUGUGUCAGCAGUAUUUUUUAUACAUUGGCCGCAUGUGUCGCGCACAAAAGGGCAUUCGAAUAUUAACUGACACAGCUGUAUUUGAACACUUAAUCAAUUUAGUUCGCAACACAGAUUAUGUCUGCUAUGUGAAGUUAACCGUCUCCGGUCUAGACUACUCUUUAGAAUCGGUGACACGGAAAGUGCUGGCGAAAGCUUUAACUUCAGCAAAAACGCGUAGUGGUCGCUUAUAUGCCACACAAUUUUUAACGGUGCUAUUACGUGCACGUCUACACAAUUUCGAAGUCUGGGGUAUACCGUUGAUAAUACAGCAAACAAAAGAUCCAGACCGUAGUGUGGUGCUAGCAGCAUUGGAUGUGCUCGAAGAGGCUUGUCAUGAAAAGUAUUAUCUUGAAGAGAUUGUUAGCUCAUGGCCGAAUCUUAAGUCACUCGGCGAUGUUGGGCGUUUACUAAUGGCACGUUACUACUCUCUUUCACGGGGUUUGAAUCAUAUAAAAUCGCGGAAACAGGAUGAGAUUGAGUACUGGAAGAAUGGCUACAAUAAGCGAAUUUUAUACAUAUUUAUUUGCGUACUUAUGAUUUCCUUUGCCUUUCUUUUUAGAAUUUACGAAAAAUUGGUAAUACUAGCAACAAAAUGUGUUGUGUACUCUAUACGUGCCACCUGUUUCAGUGUAUUGGGUUUGAUUGGCGGUACAAAUGAUGGUGCAAAUAUACUUUACAAACUAAAUUGGUUGAGUGUUCGCCAUGAUCGCAAUACAGUGUGGCCAGUGCACCAACCUGAAGAUUGGAUGUCCAAUAUUUACACACCGGUACGGCAUCAUUACGAGGACAUGCCCCCAUACAAUUACACGGGCAUUGAUGAUCAAAUCGAUGGUUCCUAUACAGGCAGCUAUUGGAAUUUACUAUUGAGUAGCAGUAGCACAACUGGUCAUGAUGGCGGUGCAGCUAGUGCCAGCUCAGAGCCACCAGACGCUGCGAAUACUACUGCGGAAAGUAGUAAAACAGGGGAUGAUGUUGGCACAACGAAAGUACUGCAACACCAACCGCCGCAACAGCAAGCGGUUGCCGCAAAGUCAAAAACCUUACCGGAAGGUACAUAUAUGCGUCAUGGUAAACAUCAGCGUUCGUUGUCCGAAUCAAAAACUACAGAUGUGAUUAGCCUAAUUAGUGGCACAGCCAUUGGAGCGAUGGGGGUACAUUAUCCCUCGCAUCGCGUACGUUACAACUCGUGCACCGAUUCGAAUACAUCGGGCGUGAGUAGUUGUGAGUCGGUGACAAUGCGAAUACCGCCUGUGGGUGAUUUUCAACAAUUCCCCUUGAGUCCUAUACCGAGUAUGUCGAAUCUAGUUAUCGACGUGCCGCCACAAAGAAGUCUCUUAUUGCGUGGUACCUCCUUAGUUGGUGCUUCAUAUCUUCAUACCUCUCUCAGUCCGGCUGACAUAAAGGGUUACGCACAGCUGCGUUCAUUGCGAAAGUACUGUCGACCGAUGGUCUCCGAAUCGGCGACAGAUGUUUACGAUAUCAUCGAUCGUAUUGAAUUUUUGUCACUUGGUUCAUCAGUGAUGCGACCUCGAAAAUCUUCUUUCGGUGAAUCACAGCGUCGUAUAAAAGUGCGUAGUUUGGAUAGACAGUCUUCGUUGCGCAUGCCGAGAUUGGAUUUCGAAGAGUUGCAACAAGUGCCACUGCCGACAUUAGCCGCACCAAAGUUUCUAGCACAAAACGACUCGAAAGGUCCUUGCUAUGCAGGUAUAUGUCUUCCGAAAAAUCUGCUCGAUCUCUUCCCCACACGCAACCUCGCGCGUACUUAUGUCUCUCGCAACAUUCAAGAUCAGGACCUAAUGGGUAUAAAUUUGCUUACUGCAAACCAGCAGUUCCUGAAUGAUUCUCUCAACAAUGAAUGUGGUGGUGACGAGUCUUCAGUUAUUUCGUCGCUCUCUGAUGUCUCGUCUGUGAGUAAGCGGUCAAAGUGGUUAGGCGCAAAACACGGACGCAAUAAUUGUCUUCAUUGUUCGCGUGUUCGACGCAAUCGUACUCAUGCGCAACGUCUUGAUAGUGAUGCAGCCAUAUCAGCAGCUGCAGUGACGUCAGCAGCCGGAGCUGCACUAGCGACAGGUGGUGAACUAUAUACAAGCAGCGGUACGUUGGUUGGGGCAACAACGGCGUCGCACUCUGCACGCAGGGCGAAUAAACAAUCGCUAACCGCUCAGCAAUUGCCAGGCACACAACAGCAAUUGCAGAGGUCACAGCCAGCACAGCAAAAUGCACAAAGCUCUUCAACUAUACAGCUAUCUGACAUCUCAUUCAACUCACCCGAAAGUAUACUCAGCGAAGAGAGUAUGCCAGAUCGUCUGACGGCUAAUAUUCUAUUCCACGUGCAACGUUUAGCGAAUCCUGUCAGUGCAAAACAGUCCAAAAUGGCGUUAUUAGAGCUGAAACAGAAGCACCCGGCAUCUUUUCAAGAUAUUUGCCUCUAUUCAGAGGUGUGCAAAUCAUUGGGACGCAGCAGUUAUAGGAUGAAUGCACGUCGUUUUUUACAAGAACUGUUCCUUGAUUUAAAUUUCGACUCGUUUUACGUAGAACCGGCAGAUAUACUAUUAAAUAAGGAUAAGGACUUUGGGGCGUUAUCGGAACGAAUAGAAGCCGAAAGAGCACAAGAGCAGAGCGUAAGUAUCCGUUCCGUGAAGGUUAUGAGUAGCACGUCCUCUACAAUGGGAAUUGGUGCCGCUGUUGGAUGUGGACAUGGUGAGGCAAGCGGUGGUCCGUUUAAGCCAUUGACGGCGCAGGCAUUAGCGGGACUAAGUUACUUGCCUACUCAUAAGACGGUAGCGCAUCUCGGUGGCAAAUUACAACCACUAGCUAGUGUUUAUGAGGCAAGCUGUGAAAAUCUAUUACAAGAUGGCUCAACAAAGCUUGAUGCAAGCACAAAAUCAAAAUUAAAAGGUGAUAAUACGCAAGCGGAUAAAAUAGCUGCGCGAUCGAAGGCUAGAGGCCUGGGCAACACAUCAGCGUCGGUGAGUGUUGCUUCAUCGUUAGGGCGUGAUUUUAGAAACGAACUGCGCAUAACCUCCGACAGUGAUGAAAGCGAUUACGAAGAUACCAAUCGUUCCACACAGUGGAUAGCAGCACCAUUGGUGUUAGCGAAUGAAGACUUUGAUGAAGUUGACGGCGUUGCCAUUCAACGUUGCUCCAUUACCCCCGCCUCCUCGACGACUGCAGCCUUCUCUUGCAAUACAACAUGCACAAGCACAGCCUCCAGUCAGCCGACGAUUAGCAGCAGCAAUUGCAGCAGUGAACAAACGACAAACAGCAGUAAUCGCAGCAGUAUUUGUACAGUAAGUCGACAGCCAACGAUGGUCAGUGGAUUCGCGGACAUCAACGUGCAACGUACCACUACAAAUAACAACAACAACACAAAUGCCAAUGUGAACACCAGCAGUAGUAGCACGAACUUGAAUGCGAACAUAACCACGAGUUUGAGCAGCGGCAGCAUCAGCACGGGCGGGUGCGUUGUCGGUGGCGGAGUCGGCAGUGAUGACAGCAAAACCGGUGGCACGGUCAUACUAGAGAACCAAAACAAAAAGUAUACACGCGGACGUUUUUAUACGCUUGAAUUGGACUUGAGUUGUACGAAAAAUAAAUUUCCCAUUACAGAUCGUAGCCGCAAUAGUACGAAUUGGCAAACGGAAAGUACUGUCGCUGCUGCUGCUGCUGCUGCUACGAGAAUGCCCGCGUCAUCUGCAGCCGUAACAACAACAACAAGUGUGCUUUUGCGGCGUGGUGGCCGGGCGGAAGAUGUCGGAGGAUGUAGAGGGAAGCCAACGGAAAGCGCAUCAGCGACGGGACCAGCUUCGAGGCAAACAGAAAACUCACUCACAGCUACAUCCACGACGACGGCAAUCACCAAAACGAACUUCCAUUAUAGAUUGCCAAUCAUGCGGCAAUCGUAUACAGCGGGCAUAAUGCCACAAAUGCAAUACACCAACAUAGAUGACAGUGGUUGUGGCAGUGCCAUAGCCAAUAACAGCAAUACUGGUGUAAUACCUGACAGCGAAGUUGCGCUUAACCCGGUAACGGUUGAGAAUAAUGCUCCUACCAGUAACCAGCCAUCAAAUACAACCACCAGCAAUACAACGCUAACAAUAACAAAAAGCCUGGCGGCGUCUUUGGCGAAGCCUAUCGGCAGUUUGUACUGUGAAAAGCGAUUGCAGGCUCUCAAAAUGGAAACCAAAGCAACUGACACCUAAAUGUUUAGGUUCUAUAUUGCCGUGGUAAAAGUAGCGAAUAUUAAACCAAAAUCAACACUUAGUUUUUUUUUUUGGUUUCGUUUUCGUAUACACUCUUUUAUUUGUUUACUAUUUGUCAGUUUAUUAUAACAUAAAAUAGGUAUUCGUUUGGGUUUAUGUCAUUUUCAAUUGAAAUUAAGUUCUGUGAAGCGUGCGAGUAAGUACAGUCUGUGAUAAAAAAAAGAGUAAUUUUCUUUAUCAAGGCGGGCUAGUAUAGGUGUUUAGUGAACGUUGCCGAGUUUUGGGGAAACUAAAUACUGCUAGCGUUAGUGCUAGGAGGAAAGUAAGUAAUAUCAAACAAGCGUCUACAUAUAUUAUUAAAAUACUUCUGAACUAUUAAAUUUUAAUUUUUUUUUAAUAUUAGGUUUUGAGAUUGGCGUUAUUUUCUUUUGAGUUGAAAGUUUUUUAUAGACUAUCUAAAAUUGAAUAUAAAAAUAUGCAAAUAAAAUUAUAUAUAUUAUACCUUAUGUAUUUAAAAAAACAUGCUUUUCCUUUUUCAAAAAAUAUUUAAAGUUCUAUUUGAACUAAAACAUUAAAUUACAAUCUGCUCGCCUUGUACUUCGAAAGCGUUUUUAAUAGGGCUUUGCCGGCAAACAUGCUGCUACAUACAUAUAUCAAGAAAAAAACUUUAAUUCAAUUUGUUACUUGUGUUGCAACCCAAAAU